UAGUAACGAUUAUGGAGUAUUUAAUUGAAAUAUUUCUUAUUUCAGGUUUUUAGAUGUCAUGAUUCCUUAACUUGACAUGUAUGCCAGGCGGUGUGUCCUUAAAGAAGUUUCUUAAAAAUCUCUCUGAAACAUCGCCAUGACAGAAGAGCUGGAGCCUAGUGCUAAAAAAUCCUGUGCCGACUGUGAUUUAGGACUACUUGCAUUUGGACACAGGUAUUUAGGAAAUGCCGAACUGUGUUUCCAAUACUUAGUGCGACAUGGUGUCCUCAGGGAUCAGCUGACAUGUAAAAAGUGCGGUGAGCUGUGCCGGCUCUACUUCAACCAAAGGGUAUUCAAGUGCCAAAAACUGGUCCGUAAAUUGAAGAAAAAGCCUCAGAGGUGCAACUUUCAACAGUCUGUAUACCACAACACCUGGCUUCACAACAGUCAUCUGGAUAUUGAGAGCAAUGUCUUGUUUAUAUAUAUGUAUCUAACAGACUACUUCUCAUACCAAGGAAUCAGAGAUGAAAUCACCGGAAUAUCAGACAAAACCAUCAGUGAGUGGUCUUCGUAUUGCAGAGACGUAUUGAUACACUGGUGCCAAGUGAACAGCUCAAAACAAAUCGGUGGCCCUGGCUUAACAGUCGAAAUUGAUGAAUUGAAGUUGAAAAAGAGGAAAAAUAAGGAAGACAGGAUCACCGAGAGUAUGUGGGUAAUGGGUGGCCUUUGCUGUGAGACAAAGGAGUUCUUUGCAGUUGAAGUGGACAAAUGGGACAAAGAUUCCCUCUCGGCAGUUAUCGAAGAAAAGGUGUGUCAAGAAUCAACGGUGAUAAACAACUGUUGGAAACGUCACAGUUCUCUGCAGGACGAAGAAUUCCAACAUCUGGAAGCCAACCAUGAACUGAAUAACGUAGACCUUGAGGCUGAUCCUCAUGCUAACAAUUUGGGAAAUAAGAGGAAAAAGCCGAAGAGGAAGGUGCCACAGUAUGGGAAUCGUGCGUACUGCUAUGAGGGUUUUCUGGCAAAAGCAGCUUUCAUGCUACGGUAUCCGGAGACAAGCAGGCGGAUGCACCCAUUCCUCCUGGCCGUGGCUCAGCGCUUUCCUCCAGGACCUUGAAGAAAUGUGUGAACCUGAUGGAUGGUGUUAGACAGAAGCAUAAAGUCAGGUUGCUGUGAAGAAAUUAUUUUUUCAUGGAGGAAGCUGAUUUUGACACAGUAGAAGAAUAUGGUAUCCAGUUUGAAGACUUUGAAUGUGUAUAUUCAAGGAGAAGAGUGUAUUUGCUAAAAAGAGACUUUACUUCAGUUCAGUUUUUUCUUAUUUUUGGUGUCAGCAGAUUUCCUGAGAUACAUGGGGAAGCACACAGGAAAGACCCUGUGAAUGUUCAGCGUGUACAUGGUCACUUAAAACAGGUGAGAAGCAAUUUAGGUACAUCAUUUGAUUGGUCAUGUCAACAGACCCUACAAAUGCCAGAUCUGUUUGAAAGCUUUUUAAACCCCAUAUCAAUCAGUGAGAAAACAAAAGAAUUCACAAGAAAGACAGAUGAUUCCAGUGUGAUAUUUGUAGCACUGUGAUUUUAAAGGUCCAGAGGUUUUAAGGUUUUGCUAUUGGAGUGAUAUGUACAAGAAACCCCUCUGCUGUACCUCGGGAACUUUUAUGACAAACUAUUUUUUUGAUUUUGAAGUUAUAGGGUCUUACUCUUAUACCAUUUGUGAAAAAAAUGAUAAGGGAAAGAGAACAAUAUUAUUAAAGGUAUAUAGUAUAAAGGUAUAUUUUUUGCAAUCUUAUUUUUUGCAUAUUCUCAGAUAUUUGUUUAAAUGUUAUAUAUUUUUAUAUGCUUAGUCUAUAUUAUUUUUACAAAUGUUGUAGGCUUUAUUAUAGAUAUAGUAAACAGUAAAUUUUGUUUGUGAUAAGAAUACAUCUUAGAAAUUGAAGAAAUUCAUGUUAUUGAUGUUGAAACAAAUAAAAAUGAGUUUUCAUCAU
This is a messenger RNA of Penaeus indicus, 1960 nucleotides long. RefSeq lists its product as uncharacterized. The coding region runs from base 137 to 1096 and encodes 319 amino acids. Lineage: Eukaryota; Metazoa; Arthropoda; Malacostraca; Decapoda; Penaeidae. The transcript has 2 exons. The record is from RefSeq and is a predicted model, not a curated record.